AAUAACAUCAUUAAUGAUUAAGUCACCUACUCUAGAGCAACGGUUUAUUGUUUAUUGUACUCCAUGGCGAAUUUUAACGGGGCACGUGCCACCCCCCUCGGAAUUUUUUCAAAAGUGGGCAGUUUUCAGGAGAAGAGGCUAAAAGCACAAUACCUAAAAGAGCUGAUCACAGUGAAAAACCAAGAAUUGGCCAAAAAGUUGUGUGAAUCCUUAGCCGCCUUUGCGAACAUAAUGCUCCAGGGGGCCAUACCCCAGGAAAUUGCCGACAAACUACACGGAGGAAAUUUGUUCGCUUUCAGGAAGAAGGACAGCGGGAUUCGCCCCAUUGUAGUUGGAACGAGUCUACGACGUUUGGCCUCCCGCAUCGCAUCUUUUAGGUCGGGUCAUUUGAACAACGAAUUGCGGCCCUUUCAUUUGGUCUUUGCCACCAAGGGGGGUGUGGAAGCCGCAGUCCAUGGCGCGCGCUACUUCUUGGAAACUGCAACAACAUCGGACAAACCACAGGUUUUCCUUAAGCUGGAUGCAAAGAAUGCCUUUAAUUCCCUUGACCGAAAUUAUAUCAUGAAAGCCACUGCAGAACACUUGCCAGCGUAUAACAAAUACGUGUGUCGUGUGGCAGUGACGCAGUGUUAUGGCGCACCGACCAUAUUAAUGCACGGCAAAUAUAGAGUGUCAUCGCAGGCGGGCAUUCAGCAAGGAGACCCCCUCGGCCCGCUACUGUACUGUCUUGCAACCAUUGGACCACAUAAGUACCUUAGGUCGAAGCUCAAGGAAAGCUUCCUGAACGAUGAUGCAUUGGGUGGUGAUCCGGAUGACGUGUUCGACGAUCGUUCCACUACAGGAAGCCUUAGAACAACGUGGGCUCAUGUUAAAUAUCGGAAAAUGUGA
Molecule: messenger RNA, 888 nt
Organism: Paramacrobiotus metropolitanus
Lineage: Eukaryota; Metazoa; Tardigrada; Eutardigrada; Parachela; Macrobiotidae
Exons: 2
Coding region: 64-888 (274 amino acids)
Source: RefSeq, a predicted model, not a curated record